Sarcophilus harrisii (Tasmanian devil) is the source of this 1290-nucleotide messenger RNA. It is a transcript of the gene STPG4, whose product is annotated as sperm-tail PG-rich repeat containing 4. Gene Ontology annotation, cellular component: male pronucleus; female pronucleus; germinal vesicle. The record is from RefSeq and is a predicted model, not a curated record. Gene Ontology annotation, biological process: epigenetic programing of male pronucleus. NCBI's taxonomy places the organism in Eukaryota, Metazoa, Chordata, Mammalia, Dasyuromorphia, Dasyuridae. Gene Ontology annotation, molecular function: histone binding; chromatin binding. Bases 353 to 985 code for a protein of 210 amino acids. The transcript is spliced from 8 exons.
CUGGUCUCCCUGUUUCGUAGGAGGGGUGUCUCGGGGGGCUGCGGCUGUCUCUCGGUCUCCUCGCCAUCCCCGCCCCCGCGUGCAGCCCUUGGGAGGAGAGGGGGCGGACAUCUGUUGCCUAGCAACUGGAAGCCCUGAGCAGAGGCUGUCAUGGGGGCAGGUAGCUGUUCCCCGGAGCCGGUCUCCGGGAUUCCCACCCGCAGCUCGAUCCUAAAAGAUGAGCUUUCCUGGUUUUCCCUACCCAAUUUCUAAAUGAAAUUCAACUUAAAGUAAAUUAGGCCAAAAGAAGAAAAGGCUGCUUCCCGACGUCAAAAGAAGCUGCCACUGUUGCAUCCAAAAUUCAAGUGCUAAAAUGCCUUCUACGCGGAAAGUAAGAAUAAAAGAACCCCUAGAUCAGAGAGAAUCAUGGUGGCGAACAACACUAAAAGAAACUCCCAUACCAGGCACCUACACAGUGCGAGACUUUCUUGAAGAAUCCCAGUUAAACCCGGUGAACAUUACCUACAAUUUUAAAAAUGAAGGUCGGAGCAAAAUGUCUUUGGUGGAGCUGACAAGGGACACAUCACUGCCCGACACACCCAAGUACAUGCCUCCUGACUUUGUGCAGCUGGUCAACAAGCAAAUGGCUUCUUACUCAUUCAAAGACACCCCAAGGCAAAGCCCCACCACCCUGUGUCUGAAAGAUAAGAAAAUUGAUAUUGCACCAGGACAAUAUGAUAUUGUUUCAGCACCAGUUCCCAAGUUCCUUUCCAGGCACUGUGUAUUCCGUUCUGCAGUCCAAAGGUUUCCAACAUAUUAUUUUAUUCCAAAAGAAGGCCCAGGCCCGGCUUAUUAUGAGGCAAAAUCGUCAAAGAUAAAUCCUAUUACAUCCUGUUUCCAGUCAAAAGUGCCUAGAUUCCAGCCAAUUCGUUCAGCCUCAGCUAUAUUAAAGCACUCGUUAAUUCAAGAGAAAAGUCAUUUCCUUCUACCCUCUGCCCAAUUUUAAAAGCGUCUACAACUUUUCACUUCUAAUGGCCCUUCUGUGCCUUUUGGAGAAUCUGCCAUUUGCCAGAGAGAAGAGGAGGGGACAAGUGUUUACUAUUAGGCACCUGCUGUAUGCCGGCACUGCGCUGAGUAAUCACAAUUAUUUCACAAAUAUGCAUCCGCAUGUAGGAGGACGGGAGGCAUUUUGGGGGCGGAUCUUAUCUUGCAGGUCUGUGGGACUGGCACCUACAUUUUCCCCAUGACAAGACAGUGUCUUGCAUGUUUCUGAAUUCUGAAUUAAAUUCUACCCUUUUUCUGUUUGCUGAG